CCCGCCCCCGCCCUGACCCCGGCCGUGACCCCGGAAGUCCUUAGGCCCCGCGGGCUCCACGUGUCCCCCCGGGCCAGCGGUCGGGGCCUCUGGGCCUCCGUCCGGGCCGGAGCCAAGAUGGUCAACGAGCAAUACCACCGGUUCCUGGAGCGUCGUUUUCCCGGGUUCUACGUCCUGUACACCACCUUCUUCAAAGGGUUUCGGGGGCUGGUGGCGGACGCCCAGGAGGCCCGCCGCAUCCGGCUCAGGAGGCUGGACCAGGGGCUCAGCCGGCAGCAGCUCCCCUACAGAGACAUGGAGCACCUCCGCCAGCCCCGGGGAGGCAGGGAGGCCGCCCCCCCGUCCUGCCUCUCGCCCGGCGCCCGGGCCGAGGCGGGGCUCACCGCCUAUCGUCCCCGGCCAGUUCCGCCGAGACGUGAUGAAGUGUCUCUUGCUGGGCAUCCUGUCCAUCCCGCCGUUUGCCAACUACCUGGUGUUCCUGCUCAUGUACCUGUUCCCCCGGCAGCUGCUGAUCCGGCACUUCUGGACGCCGGCCCAGCGGGCGGAAUUCCUGGACGUGUACCACGCCGUCCGGCGCCGGGCGCACCCGCUGGUCCUCAGCGGGCUGGACCGGGCCGCCGGCCCCGCCGCCCGCCGCCACCUGCAGCGGCUCUGCGCCCGGCUGCAGGCCGGAGACCACCCCAAAGUGGCCCAGCUCCUCGCCGUGCGAGACUGUUUCACAGACCGACCCCUGGGCCUCCGCAGGCUCCCCGCCGCCCACCUGAGAGCCUUGAGCCGAGGGCUGUUCCUGACCCCGUAUCUGCCCGCCCCCGUCCUGAGACGCCGCUUGAAGAGCCACACGGUCGAGCUCCUCCACCUGGACCGCGCCCUGGUCAGGCUGGGGCCUGGCCAGCUGACCGUCCACGAAGUCAAGUCGGCGUGCUACACCCGCGGCCUGGACUCCACACACCUCGGGGAAGCCCAGUGUCGGGACUGGCUGGGGGAGUGGCUCAAGCUCUCCUGCAACCUGAAAGAGGAGGAGCUGUCCCUCCUGCUGCACAGCCUAGUCCUGCUCGCCACCAACUACCCGGGGACGAAGCGCUGAGCGGGGUCGGACCCCCGACGGGUCACCGGAGGGGGGUCCGGGACCCCCCUCGCCCUCCCGGGAAGACGCGGCCCCACCCCCACAGAGGCCUGGCACGGUUGACGUCACCACGCCAACGGGACGCACGACCCUCGGGCCCGCCCGGGGAGGCGGGUCAGCCCGGUGGGCUGCCUGGCCGAAGCGGCGGGAGCCCGCCGCCCCCCCCCAACCAGACUGCACUCCGCCCCUUCCCCCUCCGUGCUGCGGCGCAGACCACCGGCAGGCCCCGCGCUCGGAGCACGUGUUUUAAUUUGACAUUUAAAUAUUUUCUUUAAAUACAGCGUUAU
Molecule: messenger RNA, 1410 nt
Organism: Tachyglossus aculeatus (Australian echidna)
Lineage: Eukaryota; Metazoa; Chordata; Mammalia; Monotremata; Tachyglossidae
Gene: LETMD1
Product: LETM1 domain containing 1
Exons: 9
Coding region: 118-1398 (426 amino acids)
Biological process (GO): intracellular monoatomic cation homeostasis
Cellular component (GO): mitochondrial inner membrane
Molecular function (GO): ribosome binding
Source: RefSeq, a predicted model, not a curated record